AUGGAUAAACUCAUUCUUUUUAUUUUUUUGUUACAAGGUGUUUGGUGUGGAGAUUGGCUCAUCAGUCUGCCAGAGAAGAUUGAAGCUCUGAGUGGAUCCUGUGUGAUCAUAAACUGCACAUUUACUAUUGAUGAAAACAAACAUGCCAAAGAUCUCACUGACAGUGCUGCAGGAAUGUGGUAUAAAGAUGGGCAUCAAGACAACAAAAAUAUUGUGUUUAACUCCAGAAAGUCCAAUCUCUCUUUUAAAGGGAACAUAACUGGAAAAUUAAAAGACAAGAACUGUACUACCAUCUUUUAUGAUGUUACUUCAAAUCAUGCAGGUACAUUUUACUUCAGGAUUGAGGGUAAUGGUGAACUGAAAUAUACCUAUGAACAAAAAUCUGCUUUAGGUGUGAUCGACUCUCCCCCUAAACCCACAGUGCAGAUGUUUAAGGAUCAGAUGGAGGUUGAGGUUCAUGAGGAGGUGUUAGAGGGGAGCUCUAUGUGUCUGCGCUGCUCUGCUAAGACUCUCUGCUCCUCUUCUCCACCAACUCUCACAUGGAGCUCCACUGACAGACUCCACCUCAAUGAGAGCAGCAGACUACAGCUGGAUCAACAGAAACAAACUGAGAUCAUCUCUGAUCUGAACUUCACUGCUACUCACCUUCAACAUGGAGUCACUUUCAUCUGCACUAUAACCUACCAGCUACAGCAGAGGAUCACAACAGCACAGAACAACAUCACAUUAUGUGUUCAGUAUGCUCCAGAAAAUACAUCAGUGUCUGUUUCUCCAUCUAACUCUGUACUGGAGGGCAGUUCAGUGACUUUGAUCUGCAGCAGUGAUGGAAAUCCAGCAGUGUUCAACUACACCUGGUACAGAGAGAAUGAAGGACAGCUGGAGGAGCUGCAGACUGGAUAUAAUCUCACCUUCAAUGUGACUGUUCGUACACACACAGGACGCUACUCCUGUCAAACCAAAAACCAACAUGGCACCCAAAACACAUCAGUGUUGCUGGACAUUCAGUAUGCACCCAAAAUCUCUCUCUUCAGUUGUAACAGAACUGAUGUAACUGUGUAUUUGUGUGAGGCUCAUGGGAAUCCCUCUCCUAAAGUGGAGUGGUUUCUAUCUGGACGUCCUGUCAGUAACUCUACAAACACAUUCAUCAGUGAGGAGCGAUUGAGCAGCACAGACUUGAGGAGCUUCAUUUCUCUCCAGUCACUUACACACACAGACACUCUGCAGUGUGUCACCAUCAACACUCAUGGCAAUGCCAGUCAACAGUUUCAACUGUUUUGCAGUCCUCAGGAGACAACAGGUAUCAGUGUUUUCUCUGUGCUGAUCGGAGCUGCUAUUGGAGUGUCAAUAAAGAUAAUCUUGUGUGUCAUCACCUAUCUCUGUAAACGAAAAGAAAACAGAAGAUCCUUAAAGACAAGACAAGAAGACAUCAAUGGACUUAAUCUGUCUGACAGGGAGACCGAAGAACCUGUUUAUGCCAAUAAAUCUGCUGAAGAAACUUCACUGAAUUACCCACAAUCCCUUCAUUAUUCCUCCAUUGACUUCACAAACACACAAACAGAGUCAGACGAGAUCAGGGGCGUCUCUUCACUUACUGCUGUCUAUGCGGAUGUCCGACAUUAUUCUGGACAAGAGGAAGAAAAGAGAUCUGUGGGAAGCAUUGAACCUUUGCACAACAGCAACAUCUCAACAGUUGAGAUAGCAGACAGUGAAACAAGAGAUCUAGAAUUUACCAUCAGUACAGACCCUGAACAAGAUCAGGCAAAGAAAACAGAUUUGCAGUCUGAUGACGUUUCUGAUCUUUAUGCUCAAGUUAAACGCACACAAAGAAUUAAAAAUUAG
Paramisgurnus dabryanus is the source of this 1839-nucleotide messenger RNA. RefSeq names its product Schwann cell myelin protein-like. Gene Ontology annotation, molecular function: sialic acid binding. Gene Ontology annotation, biological process: cell adhesion. The record is from RefSeq and is a predicted model, not a curated record. Lineage: Eukaryota; Metazoa; Chordata; Actinopteri; Cypriniformes; Cobitidae. Gene Ontology annotation, cellular component: plasma membrane.